Contarinia nasturtii (swede midge) is the source of this 1440-nucleotide messenger RNA. It is a transcript of the gene STUB1, whose product is annotated as E3 ubiquitin-protein ligase CHIP. The transcript is spliced from 5 exons. Gene Ontology annotation, molecular function: protein-folding chaperone binding; ubiquitin protein ligase activity. The record is from RefSeq and is a predicted model, not a curated record. Gene Ontology annotation, cellular component: cytoplasm; Z disc. The coding region runs from base 528 to 1394 and encodes 288 amino acids. NCBI's taxonomy places the organism in Eukaryota, Metazoa, Arthropoda, Insecta, Diptera, Cecidomyiidae. Gene Ontology annotation, biological process: cellular response to misfolded protein; proteasome-mediated ubiquitin-dependent protein catabolic process; positive regulation of proteolysis.
UUUCAAUUUCACAAUAAAUAUUCGACAUUGAGUUUUGCAGAAGCUCUUCGUCCGAAACACAAAUUUUUUUUGUGUCCAUUUCAUUUCGAGAAGCAAUUUUAAUCAAUUUAAAUAAAUAUCAAGACAUAAUUCUUCGAAUUCAGUAGAGAAGAAGCACUACGUCUAAGAUGGACUAUUGAUUUGAGCAAAUACAAUUUGAGUUGUGAGUCACGGUGUGUUUAUUGUAAAAAGUGUUUUUCUAUCGAAAAAAAAAACACACAGUCAUAUAGCAAUUUGAUAAAGACAAUAACGAAGAAAGAGAAUAAGAAGAAGAAGAAGUAGAUCAACAAAGCGGGAGUUCAUAUACGAUUUUUUUUUAUUUUCGGUUCGGAUUGGUGUGUGUUAGUGAGUGGAAAGUGAAGCUGUCAAAAAAAAGUAGUACGGUUUUGAGUCGCAGUAAAUAGCACUAAACACGAACAAGGCAUUUUUUUGUGGGCACGAGCUGAAAAGCUAAAAUUCAAUUACAUUGAUUAUAAAUUUUGUGUGAAAUGAGCAAACAUAUGUAUUCGACGGCGAAUUUGAGUGACGUUGAGCUGAAAGACCAGGGCAAUCGAUUAUUUUCUUCACGAAAAUUUGACGAUGCAAUCAGCUGUUACACCAAAGCAAUCAUAAAGAAUCCCACAAAUGCAACGUACUUCACAAACCGAGCAUUAUGCUACUUAAAACUAAAGCGAUGGGAACAAUCAUGCCAGGACUGUCGUCGAGCAUUGGACAUGGAUCAGAAUUUGGUGAAGGGACACUUUUUCUUGGGUCAAAGCCUAUUAGAAUUAGAAUACUACGAUGAAGCAAUCAAACACUUACAAAGAGCCUGUGAUUUGGCAAAGGAACAAAAGCGAAACUUUGGCGAUGACAUUGCAUUGCAGUUGAGGGCAGCCCGAAAAAAACGUUGGAAUAUCCAAGAAGAGCGUCGAAUAUGCCAAGAAAUCCAAUUGCAAACGUAUUUGAAUAAGUUAAUUCAAGAGGAUAUGGAAAAUCGAUUGGCCAAACUCAAAACAGAUGAUACAAAGAACGAAGAGGUUAUCAAAACAGAGUCCAGUCAAAUCGAACAAGAAUGUGAGAAUAAUAUGACUGAAGUGAACAAUAUGUUUGCGAAAAUCGAUGAUCGUCGUCGAAAACGUGACGUACCGGACUAUCUAUGCGGCAAAAUUAGUUUUGAAAUUCUGGCCGAUCCGGUGAUUACGCCCAGUGGCAUAACAUAUGAACGAAAAGAUAUUGAGGAGCAUCUACAGCGCGUUGGUCACUUUGAUCCGGUGACCCGGGUAAAAUUAACACAAGAUCAAUUGAUACCCAACUUCAGUAUGAAGGAAGUGGUCGACGCCUUUUUAUCUGAAAACGAAUGGGCCCAUGACUACUAGAAAUAUGGUAUUUUGUAAAGAUGAUUAAAAAAAAGAAAUAAAAAAA